Arabidopsis arenosa is the source of this 2165-nucleotide messenger RNA. Lineage: Eukaryota; Viridiplantae; Streptophyta; Magnoliopsida; Brassicales; Brassicaceae. The record is from the annotation of a GenBank genome assembly.
ACUUCUCACUUCAUAAAAUGGAGAACUCUUUACUAAGUUCCAAACUUGUGUUUCUCUUGGCAAUUGCUUUUGUCUUAGUUCUUAACACAGAGCUGAGUUUUCUUACAGCUGAACGAGCCUCAGACAGUAACAGCAAAGUUUAUAUAGUGUAUAUUGGUCAAAGGGAACACGAUGAUCCAGAACUUGUCACAGCUUCUCAUCAUCAAAUGCUUGAAACACUUCUUCAAAGCAAGGAAGACGCACAUAACUCAAUGAUCUACAGCUACCAACAUGGAUUCUCUGGUUUCGCGGCGCUUCUUACAUCUUCACAAGCAAAGAAAAUCUCAGAGCAUCCAGAAGUAAUCCAUGUUAUACCAAACCGGAUUCUGAAACUGAAAACCACAAGAACUUGGGAUCAUCUUGGCCUCUCUCCAAUUCCAACUUCUUUUUCUUCUUCAUCAUCUGCAAAAGGUCUACUUCAUAACACCAACAUGGGAAGCGAAGCUAUCAUCGGCGUCGUUGAUACUGGGAUAUGGCCAGAGUCAAAGGUAUUCAACGAUCAAGGUCUUGGACCAAUACCUAAGCGUUGGAGAGGAAAAUGUGAAUCAGGAGAGCAGUUUAACGCCACAAUACAUUGCAACAACAAGCUGAUAGGAGCUAAGUACUAUCUAAGUGGUCUACUUGCCACGACUGGAGGAAAAUUUAACAGAACAAUCAUCCACGAUUUCAAAUCCAACAGAGAUGCAAUUGGUCACGGCACGCAUACAGCCACAAUAGCUGGUGGCUCAUUCGUUCCCAACGUGAGCUUCUAUGGUCUAGCCCGAGGUACGGUCCGAGGUGGCGCCCCUCGGGCCCGCAUAGCCUCAUACAAGGUCUGUUGGAAUGUACUGGGCGGUACAUGCUCAGUUGCUGAUAUGUGGAAGGCUUAUGAUGAUGCUAUACAUGAUCAGGCUGAAUCUUUGUUCACUGGACCGGAGAUUUCAACGGGUUUAGCUUUCUUGGACUCAGACAGUGUUGAUGUGAAGGGGAAAACAGUUCUUGUUUUCGAUACUACUUAUCCUACUUCAUUUGCAGGGAAAGGUGUAGCAGCAGUCAUCUUAGCCCAAAAGCCUGAUGAUGUUCUUGCUCGAUACAACCCUAUACCGUACAUUUUCACAGAUUAUGAGAUCGGAACUGACAUUUUACAAUACAUACGUACUACCAGAUCUCCCACGGUGAGAAUUAGUGCUGCUACGACACUAACCGGUCAGCCUGCAAUGACUAAGGUUGCUGCAUUCUCAUCUAGAGGGCCUAAUUCGGUUUCACCAGCCAUUCUCAAGCCUGAUAUAGCAGCUCCGGGUGUUACCAUACUCGCGGCAUUGAGUUCGCUUGAUCCUUAUGCGUACAACGGAUUUGGACUUCUUUCAGGGACAUCGAUGUCGACUCCUGUUGUUUCUGGAAUCAUAGCUCUCCUCAAAUCUCUACACCCUAAUUGGUCUCCUGCUGCAAUGAGAUCAGCUUUGGUCACAACAGGAUCAAACAAGAAGCUUGCAGAUUCAUUUGACUAUGGAGGAGGACUUGUAAACCCUGAAAAGGCUGCAAAACCCGGACUUGUCUACGAUAUGGGGAUCAACGAUUACAUCAAUUAUCUGUGUUCCGCAGGUUACAACGACUCUUCAAUCUCUCGUGUGCUCGGUAAAAAGACUAAGUGCCCAAUUCCUGAGCCAUCAAUGCUUGAUAUCAACUUACCUUCAAUCACAAUCCCAAAUCUUGAGAAAGAGGUCACACUCACAAGAACUGUAACCAAUGUUGGACCCAUCAAUGCCCCCCCUAAUCGUAACGUACGUCCGCCCAUGAUCGAGCCUCCUCUCGGUAUAACUCUCACCGUGAACCCGACCACACUCGUUUUCAAAUCUGCUGCUAAGAGAGUACUCACUUUCUCGGUUAAGGCUAAAACGAGUCAUAAAGUCAACAGUGGCUACUUCUUUGGAAGCUUAACAUGGACUGAUGGUGUUCAUGAUGUUACAAUCCCUGUCUCUGUUAAGACAGAGAUCACGAUCAAGCCUUAACAAGAAACUCAUUAUUCCAUGUAAUAAAAAGAGCCAUAUGAUGCUCAUGGUAUUUGUUCUUAUGUAAUAUGUUGCAAAUCUAAACUCAGAGUGACAAAUCAAGAUUCAAGAUCAUCAUAAUAAAAGAUCAAAUCACAA